Cololabis saira (Pacific saury) is the source of this 5059-nucleotide messenger RNA. RefSeq names its product chloride channel 3 (gene clcn3). Gene Ontology annotation, cellular component: membrane; early endosome; Golgi apparatus. Gene Ontology annotation, molecular function: voltage-gated chloride channel activity. The transcript has 16 exons. The record is from RefSeq and is a predicted model, not a curated record. Bases 281 to 2911 code for a protein of 876 amino acids. Gene Ontology annotation, biological process: chloride transport; transmembrane transport. NCBI's taxonomy places the organism in Eukaryota, Metazoa, Chordata, Actinopteri, Beloniformes, Belonidae.
GGACGGCAACAGGAAGUGGACGUCACUGACACAUGAAUGGCUCUGAAGGAAGAAAACAGCAUUUUAAUCAGGGGGAAUGUCAAAUUCACCCGCAUAGGAAGAACAAACACGUAUAUUAAUUUCCAUUUCCAACCAGCGAAAGUAUGAAUUGUGUCCGAGCAGGAAUUGAGGCUUCAGGAAGAGCUGAAACUUGUGACUCAGAUCUGGUCCCUCAGUAGCUGAUAAUCGACAGCCAUUGGCUUAUCUGCAUUUGAGGGGCGGGGUAACGGUGCUUUGCUAAAUGGAGUCGGAGCAACUCUAUCACAGAGGAUACUGCAGAAACAGCUACAACAGCAUCGCCAGCGCCAGCAGCGACGAGGAGCUGCUGGAUGGAGCCGGUGUCAUCAUGGACUUCCACACCACAGAGGACGACAACCUGCUGGAUGGCGACGCUGCCUCCCCAGGAUCUAACUACGCCAUGACUAACGGGGGCGGGGCUCCUAGUAGUACUACACACCUGUUGGACUUCCUAGAGGAGCCCAUCCCUGGAGUAGGGACUUACGAUGACUUCCACACCAUCGACUGGGUCCGUGAGAAGUGCAAGGACCGUGAGAGACACCGGAAGAUCAACAGCAAGAAAAAGGAGUCGGCAUGGGAGUUCACCAAGAGCCUGUACGAUGCCUGGUCCGGUUGGCUGGUUGUGACGCUCACCGGCUUGGCGUCAGGUGCUUUGGCUGGCCUGAUUGACAUUGCUGCUGAUUGGAUGAAUGACCUAAAGGAGGGCGUGUGUCUGAGUGCCAUGUGGUUCAACCAUGAGCAGUGCUGCUGGACAUCCAAUGAAACCACCUUCGCUGAGCGGGACAAGUGUCCUCAGUGGAAGAGCUGGGCUGAGCUAAUACUGGGGCAGGCGGAGGGCCCCGGAUCAUACAUCAUGAACUACUUCAUGUACAUCUACUGGGCUCUGUCCUUUGCCUUCUUGGCCGUCUGUCUGGUCAAGGUGUUUGCUCCGUACGCCUGCGGCUCGGGGAUCCCCGAGAUCAAGACCAUCCUGAGCGGUUUCAUCAUCCGGGGAUACCUGGGCAAGUGGACGCUGAUGAUCAAGACCAUCACUCUGGUUCUGGCGGUGGCGUCUGGCCUCAGCCUGGGCAAGGAGGGGCCCCUGGUCCACGUGGCCUGUUGUUGUGGGAACAUCUUCUCCUACCUCUUCCCCAAAUACAGCAAGAAUGAGGCCAAGAAACGAGAGGUUCUUUCUGCUGCAUCAGCUGCUGGGGUGUCUGUUGCUUUUGGCGCGCCAAUUGGAGGUGUCCUCUUCAGCUUGGAGGAGGUGAGCUACUACUUCCCUCUCAAGACCUUGUGGCGCUCCUUCUUCGCUGCCCUGGUGGCGGCCUUUGUGCUGCGCUCCAUUAACCCGUUCGGCAACAGCCGUCUGGUGCUGUUUUACGUGGAGUACCACACACCGUGGUACCUGUUUGAGCUCCUCCCUUUCAUCCUUCUGGGAGUGUUCGGGGGGUUGUGGGGUGCCUUCUUCAUCCGAGCCAACAUCGCCUGGUGCCGGAGGCGCAAGUCGACGCGCUUCGGAAAGUACCCGGUGUUGGAGGUGAUCCUGGUGGCGGCCAUCACAGCCGUGGUGGCGUUCCCAAACCCCUACACACGUCAGAACACCAGCGAGCUGAUAAAAGAGCUGUUCACCGACUGCGGCCCCCUGGAGACGUCCCAGCUCUGCCAGUACCGCAGCCAGAUGAACGGCAGCAAAGCCUUCAUGGACAACCCCAACCCCAACCGCCCAGCAGGUCCCGGCGUCUACUCCGCCAUGUGGCAGCUCUGCCUGGCGCUCAUCUUUAAAAUCAUCAUGACUAUAUUCACAUUUGGGCUCAAGGUUCCGUCAGGCUUGUUCAUCCCCAGCAUGGCCAUUGGAGCAAUAGCAGGGCGAAUUGUUGGCAUUGCUGUGGAGCAACUGGCCUAUUAUCACCACGACUGGUUCCUGUUCAAAGAGUGGUGCGAGGUGGGAGCGGACUGCAUCACGCCAGGGCUCUAUGCCAUGGUCGGAGCUGCAGCCUGUCUGGGUGGAGUGACCCGUAUGACCGUGUCCCUCGUUGUUAUCGUGUUCGAGCUGACCGGUGGGUUGGAGUACAUCGUCCCACUCAUGGCUGCCGUCAUGACCAGCAAGUGGGUGGGUGACGCGUUUGGCCGAGAGGGAAUCUACGAGGCCCACAUCCGCCUGAACGGAUACCCCUUCCUAGACUCCAAGGAGGAGUUCACACACACCACUCUAGCCCGAGAGGUGAUGAGGCCCCGACGCAGCGACCCGCCGCUGGCAGUGCUGACGCAGGACGACCUGACGGUGGAGGAGCUGCAGGGCGUUAUUAAUGAGACCAGUUAUAAUGGUUUCCCUGUGAUAGUGUCCAAGGAGUCGCAGAGAUUGGUGGGCUUCGCUCUGCGCAGGGAUAUCACUAUUGCUAUAGAAAAUGCCCGUCGCAAGCAGGAAGGCAUUAUGCUGAACUCCAGGGUGUACUUUACCCAGCAUGCACCCACCCUGCCAGCUGACAGCCCCCGGCCCCUCAAGCUUCGCUCCAUCCUGGACAUGAGCCCCUUCACCGUCACCGACCACACUCCCAUGGAGAUCGUGGUGGACAUCUUUAGAAAGAUGGGGCUGCGCCAGUGCCUGGUCACUCACAACGGGAUUGUGUUGGGCAUCAUCACAAAGAAGAAUAUAUUAGAGCAUCUGGAGGAGCUCAAGCAGCACACGGAGCCCCUGGCGGCUUCUUGGUAUUAUUACAAAAAAAGACAUCCUACGUCACAUGGCUCAAAUGGCAAACAAAGAUCCAGAGUCCAUCAUGUUCAACUGAUCCGCUCGUUCCAGGAUGGCAGAGGCGGAGGACGCAACGACGAGGAGGAUGAGGGCGUGUGUCUCCUGAACGGCUCCCAUCUCUGACAUUCGGACCCUGUUUUCUCAUUGUCAUGCUCACCUUAGUGGACCUGAACCUCACUGACUGAUUGUGGCCCCCAAAGACUUACCGGCCAUGAGAGAGGAGGGACGGAAGAGGAAAAAAAAACAAAAAAUACGUUGAUGAGAGACUUUUGCUGUUAUCAUCAAGCUGCUGAGGACACACGGAGGCCGAAGGCAAACAUGAGGAAGCACUUUCUUCCCUACAUACGCAAACAGAAAAAACACAUUUUUGCACAUGCAGACACCUCGAACAUGCAUGCUAUCUCCACACGAAUACACGCACACACUUGCUAAACCCCCUUACCUGUGAUGUUAAACCCAUUUGCACUCUUCGUGUGCCUCUCCCUCGUCCCGUCUCCUCUGAGGUCGCGGUGGCGUCGUCUGGCUGCCGCCAAAGGUCAUAAUGAACCGCAGACGAGAGAUGCGAUGAGGGACCUCGAAACCUCCAGGCUCCACCGCCUCUCCCUCCACCACCGCUACACACACACUCACACACACAUCUCUGAUCUGUCCGUCCUCCAGAAAAACCCAUUGUUUACCUGUGAAUUUAAUGUGAGAAUUCGAGUAUGUGUGCGCGUCAGUACAUUCCAGCCAGGUUACCAUGGGAACCGAGAGGACACGCAGCCGCUCCUCUUGGUUCGGCCUAAUUGACGUGACUUUGGUGUGAGUGUUUGUGUGUGUGUUUGUGUAAAACAGAGGAAGGUACAGAGGUUGGCACUGUAUUUCAAGAACAAAAACUUUCAGGUGGAAAGAAGUAAAAGUGAAACUUUCGUGCUUUCAUUUCUGAGCCAGCUUGACGUGCGUUUGUGUGUGUGUGUGUGAAGGUGGGUUGAGUGAAGGAAAAUGCUCGUCUAGGUUGAAUUGCACUCUAAAAAGGACAAAAUAAUCCUUUUCCCUCUUUUUCCCAGCUGUAACACUAUUGAUCUGCCGAUAAUCAAAUCCAGCUUGAAGCUAAACUAAAGUGUAAAUCCGCUGAAGUCGUUACGAAAGGUUAAAGAUGACCAUAAACCAUCAGUGUUCUCUUUUCUUUUUCCUUGUACAUUUUCUAAAAAAAAUAACAUUUUACACUUUCAAAAAAGAGCUUCAGGUUGCUGUAGGACACUAUCAAACAAUCACCCUACAGAAAUAGUUUAACAGCCCAACCUGAUUUCCUACAAAGGCUCAGUUUUACAUCUGAGCAGCUGAAAUAGAGGAUAUCUGACCUGAUCUGUUCACACUCUCAUUAACACCCUGCCAGUUUCUGGCAUUUACAUUUUCUUAAAUAACAGAUGAAUCAAAAGAUAUAAAACUAACAAUGUGUUUACUGAUUAUUUCUUUUUUUUUAGUUAAUGAAGCAAAUUAUGGCAAAAUAAUUGCUUGUCGUCCAAAACUGCACAUAAAGUAAAUUCAUGACCACCGGGUGUGUUGAGGCAUUAAAGCUUCAUAAACCACUAUUAGUUUAACCGUUUCAGCUCAAAAGAAGGAAAAAGUAGUAAAGAAUCCACAUCUGAUGUAAAGUUCUGCAAGAAACUCUUCGGGACCUCCUGCUCCAAAAAGCUUUUAAAGUUUAGAUUCAUGACCGUUGAAGCUAAUGUGUCAACAAGUCUGAACAUCUGGCUGCUCUUCUUCACAGCAGGACUUGUUUUUGCUUCUCUCUUGUCGUAACAUCUGCAGAGUGUCCGGCGAAGAUUUUCAGGCUUUUUCACACGUGUCUUUAUUGCCUGCGUUUCCCUGUUCAUCAUCAUCAGACAUCUGACGUGUUCAAACGGACACAAUGACGGGAAAUGAGAUGAUUGUGAUGUGAGGACGAAUGGCGGUGUGUUGUGUGUGAGAGUGAGUGUGUGUGUGUGUGUGUGUGUGUGUGUGUGAGGGGUGAUGGUCAUUCUGUGUCGGUCUUUGCGUUGCCGUGACAGUCCAACACGGAGCAGAGCUUCAUCUUUGUCAACCUGUGGUGUUGCCUAACAUUGUAUUUCAUACUGAUCUCAAUGUUUUUUCUCCUUUAUUUUUUUUAAUUUAUGGGUAGUGUUGAUAGAGUUGUGCAUUAUUAUAAAGAAUUUUAUGUAUUAUUACAUUGUUUGAUUGUACAAUAAAAGAAAAAAGCAGAAUAUGUAAAGAAAUAAAUUUUGUUUUAAAUUAAAGGCAGAAAAGAUUCAA